Molecule: messenger RNA, 2026 nt
Organism: Euleptes europaea (tarantolino)
Lineage: Eukaryota; Metazoa; Chordata; Lepidosauria; Squamata; Sphaerodactylidae
Gene: KATNB1
Product: katanin regulatory subunit B1
Exons: 19
Coding region: 27-1997 (656 amino acids)
Biological process (GO): microtubule depolymerization; microtubule severing
Cellular component (GO): katanin complex
Molecular function (GO): microtubule binding
Source: RefSeq, a predicted model, not a curated record
UCUGUAGCCUGGUGAGACCCUCUGUGAUGGCAGCUGCAGUUGCCACCAAGACAGCUUGGAAGCUGCAAGAAAUCACAGCUCACAGCAGCAAUGUUUCUGCUUUGGUGCUGGGCAAAAAUUCGGGCCGGCUGCUGGCAACUGGUGGAGAUGACUGUCGGGUUAACAUCUGGUCAGUUAACAAGCCCAACUGUAUUAUGAGUUUGACUGGUCACACAACACCAGUGGAGAGCGUGAAGAUCAAUACCAAUGAAGAGAUGAUUGUUGCCGGGUCUCAGUCGGGUUCCAUUCGAAUCUGGGACCUGGAAGCUGCCAAAAUUCUUCGUACUUUAAUGGGUCACAAAGCAAACAUCUGCAGCCUAGAUUUCCAUCCUUAUGGAGGCUUUGUAGCUUCAGGCUCUAUGGAUACUAAUGUUAAGCUUUGGGAUGUUAGGAGAAAAGGCUGUGUCUUUCGAUACAAGGGUCACACGCAAGCAGUCAGGUGUCUCCGAUUCAGCCCUGAUGGGAAGUGGCUGGCAUCCUCUGCAGACGAUCACACCGUGAAGCUCUGGGACCUGGCAGCCGGGAAGAUCAUGUGCGAGUUCACAGAACACACCGGCCCAGUAAAUGUCGUAGAAUUCCAUCCGAAUGAAUACCUUUUGGCCUCAGGUAGCUCUGACAGAACCAUCAGGUUCUGGGACUUGGAAAAGUUCCAGGUGGUGAGCUGCAUCGAAGAAGAGGCCAUUCCUGUCAGGUGUGUGCUGUUUAACCCUGACGGCUGCUGCUUGUACGCCGGCUGCCAUGAUUCUCUGCGUGUGUAUGGCUGGGAGCCGGAGCGCUGCUUCGAUGUGGUCAUGGUGAAUUGGGGCAAGGUGGCUGAUUUGUCCGUCUGUAACAACCAAUUGAUCGGAGUUUCUUUCACACAAAGCACCGUGUCUUCGUUUGUUGUGGACCUCACUAGAGUCUCAAAGUGUGGGUCUGGCCUCCAUGGGCUGGUGAAGGAUGACAAGCCUCUCGUUCCGCCGGUGCCCAUGGGCUCCUCCCUGCGGCGCAUCUACGACAGGCCGUCAACGACAUGCAGCAGGCCCCAAAGAUUGAAACACAAUUCAGAGAGUGAGAGGCGCAGUCCUAGUAGUGAAGACGACAGGGAGGAAGAAUCCACUGCAGAGAUCCAGAACCCGGAAGACUACAAGGAGAUCUUCCAGCCAAAGAAUGCCAUCACUCGAACUCCACCCUGCAAGAACAAGCCUUUUCCCGCACCUCCUGAGGAUGAGCCCACGCUUGCAAAAGAAUCAUCCAGGCCAAGUCAGGCUGCGGAUAGCCAAACCCCAUUGCCAAGCCAGGAGAACCCUGACCCCAUUCAGAGGCUACCAGUAGCUGCCUCAACCCCCAUUACCAGGGUUGAGCCCUCGGUGAUCCCAGCUGCCAGGAAUGAGCCCAUUGGGCUGAAAGCCUCCGACUUCUUGCCGGCCAUGAAGAACCAAAGCCUGACAGAAAUUGUUGAUGACGACGCCAUGUCUCAGAUCCGAAAGGGUCACGAGACCAUGUGCGUAGUGCUUACCAGCCGACACAAGAACCUGGAUACGGUGCGGGCCGUGUGGAGCACUGGAGACAUCAAGACUUCUGUGGACUCUGCUGUCGCUAUCAAUGACCUUUCUGUCAUUGUGGAUCUCCUGAACAUCGUCAACCAGAAGCCGUCUCUCUGGAAGCUCGACCUGUGCACUGUCGUCUUGCCCCAGAUAGAGAAACUUCUCCAAAGCAAGUAUGAAAGCUACGUUCAGACUGGUUGCACUUCGUUGAGGCUGAUCCUGCAGCGUUUCUUGCCCUUGAUUACGGAUAUUCUUGCUGCACCGCCAUCGGUGGGGGUAGACAUUUCCCGAGAGGAGAGGCUUCACAAGUGCCGCCUGUGCUACAAGCAGCUGAAGAACAUCAGCAACAUCAUCAAGAACAAGUGUGGACUCAGCGGCCGCCAUGGCAGUGCCUUCCGCGAGCUGCAUCUCCUCAUGGCUGUCCUCGAGUGACCUCUGCUGCCUCCUCCACCCAUGCAGAC